This is a messenger RNA of Colletotrichum graminicola M1.001, 696 nucleotides long. RefSeq names its product acetyltransferase. Gene Ontology annotation, molecular function: acyltransferase activity, transferring groups other than amino-acyl groups. The record is from RefSeq and is a predicted model, not a curated record. The transcript has 4 exons. NCBI's taxonomy places the organism in Eukaryota, Fungi, Ascomycota, Sordariomycetes, Glomerellales, Glomerellaceae. Bases 1 to 696 code for a protein of 231 amino acids.
AUGCUGAUUCGUGUGACGGACCUUACGGAGGCAGACAUCCCGGGGGCCGUGAAAGCCGUACAGCAGGCUUUCAGUGGAGACCCGUACAACGCCUGGGUCUACGACCAGUCCAAGUUCAGCCCUGAAAGGAACUACGCCUCGCUUGCGCUCCGCAUGCGCUGGGGCAUGCGCAACGGCAUCUUCCACGUCGCCAAGGAGGAGGGCAGCGACGCGGUGCUGGGCGUCGCCAUGUGGCUGCUACCCAAGCCCGCGGGGGCGCCGCCGACGUGGACCGACUGGCUCGAGGGCUGGCGUCUGUGGCUCGGCCAGCUCAACUACAACCUGUGGUACGGACGGGGAGGGUUGAAUGUCAAGAGAUACUACAUCUGGAAAGACGCGCAGGCGAAAGCCCAGCGGGACCUCUGGACCGACCCGCGGGGCUACUACUUCCUCAACAUCAUGGUCGUCCUGCCCGAGGCGCAGGGGAAGGGCGUGGGGACCGCGAUGAUGAGGGCCGUGACGCGCCGGGCCGAUGCCGAAGGGGUAAAGUGCUACCUCGAGUCCAGCAGGGACGUGCCCAACACGGCCAUCUACGGGCGGUGGGGGUUCGUCGUCCAGAGAGACAUGGUCUGUGACGACGCUGGCGACGCGAUCCGGCUGUUCAGCAUGAUCCGGGAGCCGGGAGCCGCGCCCGGGGACGGGAGGGGACGGUCGUGA